Sander lucioperca (pikeperch) is the source of this 7423-nucleotide messenger RNA. RefSeq names its product MAM domain-containing glycosylphosphatidylinositol anchor protein 1. Gene Ontology annotation, molecular function: protein binding; axon guidance receptor activity. The record is from RefSeq and is a predicted model, not a curated record. Gene Ontology annotation, biological process: homophilic cell-cell adhesion; synapse organization. Gene Ontology annotation, cellular component: plasma membrane; neuronal cell body; axon. The transcript is spliced from 18 exons. Lineage: Eukaryota; Metazoa; Chordata; Actinopteri; Perciformes; Percidae. Bases 660 to 3533 code for a protein of 957 amino acids.
CUGCGCACAUAUUCCACUUGGCCAGCAUCACUUGGAGUCCACAGACACAGCGCUGAUUGAACGCGGAGGGGAGCUCAUUUUCAGAGCGCAUGAUUGUGUUAGAAGGGCUUCACUAGCCUGUCACCGGUCAGAGGCAGAGAGAGAGAAAGAGAGAGAGAGACGCACAGUAAAGCCAUUUCAAACACGCCUUUAAAAGUAAAAAAUCCACAAAAGAGGAGACCGGGUUUAGGAUUUUUUUGCACAUAGCCUUGCUUGAGUUUUUCCAAAGGGAAAGUGGUUUUAUGUUUUUUUUUUUCAUCUUUGGGAAGAGGGACUCUCUUGUGGAUCCGAGCAGCGGUAAGAUUCCUCUGCCCGCUUCUCUCCGUGCGUAAAAUAAAAGUUUAACACACCAAGGAAAUCAUUUGAGAGGUCUGGGAGCUCAGAGAGCUCAGAAAACUCUCCAUUAUACUCCCCGGGAAUUGUAAAGCUCACACCGGACGCCCACUGGAGGAGGAUAUAUAACUUUUCAACACAUUCUGUGGAGAGACACGGAGACGGGUUGGUCUAUAGGAGAGCGGAGGAAUCCUCUUCGCUGAACCGGGAGGAGUGAGCGCAGCGCUGGCAGACUGACCCAAAGGACGGCACAUCGGAGACAAGGUUAUGACGGAAGUGAGCUGAACAUGGAGCUUUUCUGGAUUUUGUUAUUUUCUAGUGUCUAUCCUCUUGCCUGGGGCCAAGGAGUUUACGCUCCAGCCAACGCCCAGAUCGUGCACUCAGGCGCAGCGUGUAACGUCAAGGAUGAUAACAUCAGUGAGAGAAUCUACACCAUCAAAGAAGGAGACACCCUAGUGCUUCAGUGUAUUGUUAAAGGACACCCACGGCCACAGGUACGAUGGACGAAGACGGCAGGCAGUGCAUCAGACAAGUUCCAGGAAACAUCCAUCUACAACGAGACGCUGCGCAUCGAGGGCAUCCAGAGGGUGCAGGGGGGUCGCUACUACUGCAAAGCCGACAACGGGGUGGGGGUGGCUGCCAUCAAGUCCAUCCGCGUAGAUGUGCAGUACCUUGACACACCUGUUCUGACCGUGCACCAGACCAUCAGCGAUGUGCGUGGCAGUUACUACCAGGAGAAGACAGUGUUCCUCCGCUGCACCGUCAACUCCAACCCUCCCGCACGAUUCAUCUGGAAACGUGGGAACAUGCUCAUCGAACAGAGCAAGGACAAUGGAGUGGACAUCUACGAACCGCUUUACACUCAGGGUGAGACCAAGGUGCUGAAGCUGAAAAACCUCAGACCCAAGGAUUUUGCUGAUUACACGUGCCAGGUGUCCGUCCGCAAUGUGUGUAACAUCGAAGACAUGUCGGUCACCUUUAGGCUCACAAAUGCCACAUCUCCCCCAAUGAUCCGACUGUCAGUGAACGACACGGUGGUGGUGGAUCCCGGGCAGGAUGUGCUCUUAACCUGUGAGGUUACGGCAGGUUUUCCUCUCCCUACUGUGACGUGGUCGCGUUACCCCAGCCCCCUUCCCCUCAGUGCGCAAGUUCGAGGGCCAACGCUGAUUUUGCGGGCCGUCACACCGGCUGACGCAGGUUUCUACAACUGCACAGCUGUCAACAAUGUGGGCAACCCUGCACGCAAAAACGCCAAUCUCGUUGUCAGGACAAUGGGCAACCUGACCUUCCAGAUUACACCAGACUCCAACAAGGACAGCGAGACCAUCCAGAUGGGUCGGGACCUCAAGCUGUCGUGUCACGUUGAUGCCACCCCGCAGGACAAGGUCAACUACACCUGGUACAAGAACGGUGCACCUGUCUUCAACUCGGAUAGCCUGAUCUUGCUGCGCAGUGACCCAGACAUGGCACCCGGCACCAGUAGCUUGGAGAUUGUGGACAUGAAGUUCAGAGACUUGGCUACCUACAGCUGUGUGGCGAACUUCCCAGGCAGCAGGGUGCCAGAGCUCCGUGUGGAUGUCAACAUCUCUCAGAACAGUGUCUCUCCUCCAGUGUUGUCGGUUCCACCCGGAGGUCAGGUGGUCAGUGUGCGAGAGGGAGGAAACGUUGAGCUGGUGUGCUUGGUGGUGGAUGGCAAACCACGUCCACCCAUACUGUGGUCACGGACAGAAAAGGAUCUGCUAAUGCCAUCAGGGACGACCACGAUGGAGACACCCGAUGGCCGCCUGAGACUCAAGAGCGUCAGCCGGGACAUGAUGGGGCUGUACCGGUGCCAGACUGCUCCAUACAACGGGCUGAACAUCAAACGCAGAGAAGCACAGGUCCAACUCAAUGUGCAGUAUCCUCCCAUACUGGACCCAGUCUUCCAGGAUGCACGUUCUAGGAACUAUCAGAUGGUGACCCUGAGGUGUACGGUCAUGCGGACAAACCCGCCACGCCUAACAGACAUCCGCUGGUUCCGUAAUGGCGACUUCAUCCGCAUGCCCAUGCCAGACCUGAAGGAGACGCCUGAGCUAAAGUUUAAGCUGGAACCCACCAACAACGGCUCUUAUGAGUGCCGAGUCAGCAAUAGUGCAGGGACAUCAACAUGCACAUUUAAUGUCUCUGCACAACCCUACAAUGCUGAGUUCUACUUUGACACACCCAACCCAGUGCGAAUUCUAAAAGGAAACAACUAUUCCUACAACCUACAGUGGACCCAGAAAGAUCCUGAGGCCACGGAUCGCAUCAUAGGCUACUGGAUUAAUGUCCGAAAGAACAAGCAGAACCUGCUGUCGAAGCAGAUAGACCUCAAGGGCAAGGAGCCAGAGAAGGGUGUGCUGAUAUCCUACACCAUAUCAGACCUGAGAAUCCCUCUGUCCUACGAGGUCCGACUGGCCCCCAUCACCACCUACAGCACUGGGGACUACGUCAGUCGCAUCAUACAGUACUCAGAACCCUACACCUACCCAAGACCUUCAGACCAUGUGUGCGGUUUUGAGGAUGACAGGAUCUGUGGUUUCUCUCAAAGCCGGAGUGAUGUCUUUGACUGGACGAGACAGAAUCACCUGACGCAGAAUCCCAAGCGAUCUGCAAAUACCGGCCCCGAAACUGACCGCAGUGGAACCAAGGAAGGGUACUACAUGUACAUUGAAGCAUCACGGCCACGUGUUGAGGGGGACAAAGCUCGUCUGCUUUCUCCACUUUUUAAUUUGACGUCAGUCAGGGGCCCAAAGGGCUCCAGCAGAAUCCCAUACUGUGUCUCUUUCUACUACCACAUGAAGGGCAAACAUAUCGGCACUCUCAAUGUUCUUCUGAGAGUGAGAGGCAUUGCUGCUGUGGACACGGUGGUGUGGAGCAUAUCUGGUCAUCAGGGCCCAGACUGGAAGAAAGCAUUCUGUGACAUCAGCCCCAGUGGACCCUUCCAGAUUGUAUUUGAAGGAAUUCGAGGCCCGAGUUUCGAGGGGGAUAUUGCCAUUGACGACGUGUCCAUCACCAUAGGGAAGUGCAAGCAGGAGAACACUGUAGCCAGCGCAGUUCUGAUUGGUGGAUCACACCCGCUCCCAUUGGCCAGCUGGCUGACCUUUGGCCUCUCCUGCUUCAUGUUGCUACUCUACAGAUGAUGAGCACUGCAACACCACCUGUCUGUAGUGACAGACACUGCCCUGACUCACACUCUUAUAUUUCUCCCUCUAUCCUUCUCCCUGACCUUUCCUCUGCGUACCUGUCUCCCUAACUGUCUUUCCUUCUCCACUCAAUGUCUUUCUAUCCUUCGUGCAUCCAUUUCAUCCUUCUUGCUUAGGUACAUGGUAACACAAAGUCUUUGUCUAGUUUCUCUUCCUCUGCUUUCUUUGAACAUUUCCCCCCAGAACCUUAGUAUAACCAACUAACGUGCAUACUGUAUUUAAGGUGAACAUACUUAAUGAUCUUUGACAGUUGAACUUCACAUUCUCUGCUUUGUCACUCUAUUUAUCUGAUUAGAUUCACUUUAAUCCAUGUCAGCGUGUCACUUUGUCACCUUUACCUCUCCGUCAUCAACCUUUUUCAUGCAUACAUGCACCCUCUCAUGUAUCGCCACUCCCUCGAACCACAAUCCUCAACGGCCCCUCCACCCUAUUCCCAAGACACACCAAAGUGUCGGACACUCUACCAAAGAUGACAAAGGACCUGAGGGAAUAAAACAAGGGAACAGGGAUUCCAGGGACAAAGUGAAAGAGAGAGAGAAAGAAAGUGGGAAAAUAUUUCUUUUUCACAAAGACUGCCUCCCUUCAGUCCCGACCGCUAGGACCUUGGGAGCUACUGAAGGACAAAGAGAAAGGCAAAGAAAAAGCAACUGAUGAAUGAAUGAAUGAAUAAACAAAUGAAUGCUGAGUAAAGGACGAACCAGGAACAGAGGGAAAAAGAAGUGUGUGCUCCUGAUAGCCUCUCUGCUUGCCCUCUGCUUGCCACAAGAGACAAACCUCAGUGCGGAUUAUACGUGUACAUUUAUCUCUAUAUAUAUUAAAUAUAACAAAGUUUAAACUUAAACACAACUCGGACAGUGGGGGACUUUACAAAGUGAAAUUAAAGAAGCACAACGUUUAUACAACCUCUGCUGUUCUUUUGGGUUUUAUUCUACUUAUUAUGUGAUGUUGCAAUUUGUCAGACCUAUUCAAUGUUUUUGAUAUUUUACUUUUUUUUGUUUUGUUUUGUUUAUGGCGUUAUAAAGGUCAGGGGCACUGGGUAAUAAAGUAUUAUAUUAAUAUUUAUGAGAAGAGCAGAAGAUGAUUUGUGAUCCAGAACUUGAAUUGAGCAUGAUGAGGGAAAUACAAGGAUGACCCAACCUGCCUGGAUAGAAACGUAAACUCUUCUUUGCACAUACUGAUCACACACACACAAACACACACACACACACACACACACACACACACACACGCACACACACACACACACACACACACACACACCCGUCACUGGACAUCAUGACUCAGAUGUCCAGAUUGAGAUUGAGAAAAACGUGGUGUGGUACGUGAGGGCAGAAAAGAGCCUGGAGUGAGUUCAGUUGAGUACUUCUUUGUCUGCAGGUUAUUGAAUGUCAUGUAUGAAUUUCCCAUACACUUCUUUCACAUGAGUGAAAGACAGAGAAGAUUGUCAGUAUCUGGCGAGUGUGCAGUGCAGAUUGCAUAUCCAAUUCUCUGUCAUUGUUUAAUUAACGUUGAAUGUCUGUAUUGUAAACAUUUAUUCAUGAUCACAUAGAUAGGAUUGUUAAAGUUUAGCAAUACUCAUAUCUAUAUACAAUAGUUUAUAAUUGCAUAAGAUAGCAGUUUAGUCUACAGAAAAAAACGUCCCAAACACAUCGUAAUGGAUACUUUUCUCAUCAUUUGUCAGUUUUAAUUUAUAAUUACUAGUAUAUGCACUAUUCAUAAAGUUCCUUAAUUAAAGCUGUAGCUAUUUUAAUCAUCCAGUGGAUAUAUAGUAUGUUUGCUUUUCUGCAUCACGCUUUAACUUAACUCAAGAAAGCUCCACAUUCACCCUGCUCCAGUAACCGAUCUACUUUUGUAUGCUAAUCUGCUUCAUAAUCAUGUGCAUUACAUGUAAAUCGUGUAAACAUCUUAUGUUCUUUUGUCUGUCAUGUCACAUUGAUUUGACCAUUGCACUUGUUUUUUUUGUUAGUUUUUGUUUACUUUAUUGUGGUCGGUACAAAUUGUAUUACUGGUUUAAUAAUCAUAAAUAGUACAUAAUACACAAUAAUUUGCCUAUUUGACUUGCCCAUUCUGGUGUGGGUGGCAAUUUCCAUGUUAAGAUGGAUGUGUACAAUAUCAGAUGGUAUCAUUGCCAGCCUUCAGCUAACACAAAGCUGUGUAAGGCAUAUUGGACAAAUCUGUGAAGCUCCACUGACAGAAGUGUAUUAUAAGAACAUGGAAGUCCUUUUAAACUUACUGUAAGCAAGCUCCCAAUAUUCCUGCUUUAUCUCUGCCAUCAUAAAUGUACUUUGGUACGAUGAGUGCACCUGAUGGUAGGUUGUACCUGAAUGAUACAAACUAUUUUAGAAGUAAACUUGAGUGACAUGCUGUCCUGUAAAUGUAGCUUGUUCAUUCUGCAAUCUCUAAAGUAAAGCUGAAAAUAUUUCCAACUUUUUUUAAUCUCGUCAAAAUGCCCCUGCUAUUUUCCCAAAACACAACAUAGCAAAAAGUGCCUGUUUUUAGGCAUUCAUUGCAACACCUCCAUUUCUAUCGGCUUAUGUGGCUAAGGGAAUUGGCUACAUGUGGUAUUAUUCAGCACUAAAGCAGCACACUGUGGGACAGUACUAGUACUAAAUACAUUUUAGAAAUAUCAUUAAGCACUGAUGUGCAUGACAUUUCAUCGUGCUAACUGUCAAAUCAUUCCUUAUAUUGCCUCAUAGUUCAAUGGCAGUAGUAAGAGGGGAAAGACCAUUUCCAUCAUUGCAUUUGGACAUGCAACAGAUGCAAAUUAACAGACAGAAUACUGUGGAAAUCGUAAGAUAUAUUGUCUGUAACGUUUUUGUUUUAUUUCCCAAUCUUACACACAGACACACCUUGGUUGUGUUUUGGCUUUUUAUGACGAUUUAUAGCUCAAGUUUAAAGUGGAAGACAUUGCAUUAUUUCACCCACCUGUAAACAGAAUAUCAAAGCAUAACAUACACAUGUGCAAAUAAUCCAACCCAUUUCUAAGCUUUCCCAGUAUCAUUGUGUUGACUGAUGAAGCAAAAAAUUGUCGCUUUUUACCAAGGAGUAUUAAAAUAUGUGGCAAGGUGGGAAAAUCACUUGUACUGUAUCUAUCAACUCUGUAUUAUAUAGCAACGUUUGUUUUUGUUUUAUACAAAAAUUAAUCAACAAAAUUCUUCCAAACUGGCACACUACAGUCAACUCUGAGUCAUCAUAAACAGUGCUUGAUUCCCUCCCAAAUGGGAAACAUUGUUUUAAAUAGAACGUAAACCGUAAUUUUUUUGGUUUAAUACAAACCAUUUUAAUGUUGGUAUAGAAAUUGCCAUUUUACAAUAAUUAAGUGAGUAGUGAGUGUAAUCACGCCUGUACCCACAUUUCAUUUUGCUCCUGCCGUAUCUAGGACAGAUACAACGUGAGGUUUGCAUAUAUCUUCCUUAAUGUAAUCACAUGCUAAAAGCAUCACUCAUAAUUCAAGUGAUAUUUAUUAUUUCAGUAGAAAAUAACUGAAUUAUGUAAAAAAAAAAAGCAAAUAAAUCAAAAUAUUUUGUCAAUAAUAAAAGAAAUAGGUCCUAGGUGACAUUUUGGUAGCAAAUCAACAAAUAUUUUAAACAUGCUGAGCGUCAUAUAGUGUUGCAGCUAAGCACAGUGAGACGUGUAGCACAACUGUCAUUUAGCAUGCAACAAAAAUGUAAUGCAUUUGACUGAUAUUUUGAGUAGAAGAGGAAGCCGAAGGCCCAUCAAAACAUAUUUCAUCCUAAAACUGCAUAAAUAGAACCAAACUCAACUUCAAAAUAAUUAUUUCCUGUGUCUUUUAACCAGCAAACAUAACGUGUUGGAUUGUCCAAAAG